This is a messenger RNA of Helianthus annuus (common sunflower), 2445 nucleotides long. Its product is annotated as probable inactive receptor kinase At5g58300. The record is from RefSeq and is a predicted model, not a curated record. The transcript has 3 exons. Gene Ontology annotation, biological process: protein phosphorylation. NCBI's taxonomy places the organism in Eukaryota, Viridiplantae, Streptophyta, Magnoliopsida, Asterales, Asteraceae. The coding region runs from base 386 to 2272 and encodes 628 amino acids. Gene Ontology annotation, molecular function: ATP binding; protein kinase activity; protein binding.
UAUCAUGUGUACUGCACUCUCUCUCACACACACACACACAUACUGCGUGUUCUUCACACUGUAUAUUCUACUUCAAUUCGAAUAUUAUAUUCCCAAUCCAGCUCAAAUGUGGAGUAUAUGAUGUUCGUUUGCGUGUAAUUCAAUUGCCACAUGAGAUUCGUUCGUUUUAAAUCCCCUUUUUAAAGUCAAUUUCUGCUGCGUAACUUGUGUUCUUGAGAUCUGUUGUUGUUAUUGAUCUCGACAAUUUUUUUGUGAAGAAAAUGCCAGCAGAUUUGUUCUGCAGAGAUUCAUGUGCAGUUUGAAGCUCUGAUGGAGAAGUUUAUUGUGAUGAUUUAAGGAAUAUUACUUCACGUGCAUCGCGAUCAGCGGUAAAUCGUGAAUCCUCAUGGGACGACUCUGCUCUGCUCAGCUGGUCAAGUUAAUUUUCUCGAUAGUUUUUCUUCUGCCGCUAACAUGUGCCGACUUGAACUCGGAUAAACAAGCUCUCCUCGCAUUCGCCAAUGCUGUACCCCACGGUCCGAAGCUCAACUGGAGCAACAGCACCGCAGUCUGUACAUUGUGGGUAGGCAUCAACUGCACUUCCGAUGGCACCCGCGUGUUCGCUCUUCGGCUUCCAGCAAUUGGACUUAAAGGCUCCGUCCCAUCCAACACACUCGGAAAACUCGACGCGUUACAGAUUCUAAGCCUUAGAUCAAAUCGCCUUAACGGAAACUUACCGUCUGAUCUUCUUUCUCUCCGUUCGCUCCGUUAUCUCUACCUUCAACGUAAUAACUUCACCUCCGACAUUCCAUCCUCGUUUCCUCCCCGUCUGAUCGUUUUGGAUCUCUCGUUCAAUUCUUUCACCGGACAUAUCCCAGAUUCAAUCCGGAACUUAACACAGCUUAACGGAUUAAACCUCCAAAAUAACUCGUUAUCCGGACCUGUUCCCAAUGUUACACUGCCGGGACUAAAACAUUUGAACGUAAGCUACAAUCAUCUCAAUGGAUCGAUACCGUCUUCCCUCCAAACGUUUCCGAGCUCAUCGUUUAUCGGCAACUCGUUUUCAUGCGGGUUGCCGCUAAAUCCUUGUUCACAACCUCCUUCUUCUCCACCUGUUAGCCCGAAAAAACAUAGCUCCAAAAAGAAAUUUCCGUUAUGGGCUAUUAUCGCGAUUGCAGCUGGAGGCGGUACCGCAUUGCUACUUCUGCUAAUUAUCGUAAUCUUCUGCUGUAUGAAGAAAAAGAGUAGCGACCCGAGUCGUGUGACUAAAGCGAAGAGCUCGACUGGAAGGGGUGACAAGCCCCGAGAAGAAUUCGGUAGUGGUGUGCAAGAGCCCGAAAAGAACAAGCUGGUUUUCUUUGAAGGGUGUUCGUAUAACUUUGAUCUUGAGGACUUGUUACGGGCGUCUGCUGAGGUGCUCGGGAAAGGUAGCUUUGGGACCGCGUAUAAAGCGGUUCUGGAAGAGUCGACGACUGUGGUGGUAAAACGGUUGAAAGAAGUAGUUGUGGGAAAGAAAGAGUUUGAACAGCAAAUGGAGAUUGUUGGGAGAGUCGGGCAGCAUCAAAAUGUUGUUCCGCUUCGUGCUUAUUAUUACUCGAAGGAUGAGAAACUUCUUGUAUAUGAUUAUUAUUCGGCGGGUAGCUUAUUGACACUCCUGCAUGGAAACCGGGGCACUGAAAGAACUGCGGUUGACUGGGAAACCCGAGUCAAAAUUGCGCUGGGAGCUGCAAGAGGCAUUGCUCAUAUUCAUUCAGUUGGAGGCCCGAAAUUCACUCAUGGAAACAUCAAAUCCUCAAAUGUCCUCGUCACGCAAGACUCUCUCGGAUGCAUCGCAGACAUAGGCUUAGCCCCUCUCAUGAACUUCCCCGCUCCUUCCUCCCGCCAUGCUGUCGGAUACCGGGCCCCUGAAGUUCUCGAAACCCGAAAACACACCCAUAAAUCAGAUGUAUACAGCUUUGGUGUACUCCUCCUUGAAAUGCUAACGGGUAAACAACCGAUUCAAUCUCCCGGGAGAGAAGACAUGGUGGAUCUCCCGAGGUGGGUUCAGUCGGUGGUGCGCGAAGAAUGGACCGCUGAGGUUUUUGAUGUUGAGCUCAUGAAGUUUCAGAAUAUUGAAGAGGAGAUGGUUCAGAUGUUGCAGAUUGGUAUGGCGUGUGUAGUGCGGGUCCCGGAUAUGCGGCCCACCAUGGAUGAAGUUGUUAGAAUGAUUGAAGAGGUGCGGGUGUCGGACUCUGAAAACCGACCAUCGUCUGAUGAUAACAAGUCGAAAGACUCACGUGUGCAGAGCCCUUGAUUUUUCAUUGUUGGAAUUGUAAGUUUGUGAAGAAAGAAGAGUGAAUAAACUUAUUUGAUUGUUCUAGAUAGCUAGCCCCAUUUGAUGUGUACAUGCAUGAACUCGUGCAUAUGGUGAGAAAUAUUGAAUUUCUUUGAUUUGGUUGAUAUUUUAAGAUUAGUUUUUUUUUUUUU